Messenger RNA from Lottia gigantea (owl limpet), 494 nucleotides. RefSeq lists its product as hypothetical. Lineage: Eukaryota; Metazoa; Mollusca; Gastropoda; Lottiidae. The transcript is spliced from 2 exons. The record is from RefSeq and is a predicted model, not a curated record. Gene Ontology annotation, biological process: apoptotic signaling pathway. Bases 142 to 453 code for a protein of 103 amino acids. Gene Ontology annotation, cellular component: mitochondrion; membrane.
GUUUCAAAUUCGUUUUAUAUCAAAUUGCAUUUCAUAACUCAAUUCUCUAUUUUGUACAGCACCAUAAGCCUGCCAUUAAGCCAAAAGAUUUGGGACGAAUUCUAAAAUCAUCUGCUGAGUUCAUAUAAAGUUACAGUCGUCAUGUCAGGUUGGACAUCGUAUGUUAAAACUGCAGCAAUUGUAACUGGAGCUGGGGUAGCGUCUGUAGUGGCUGUUCCCGUAGUGUUAGGAGCUCUUGGCUUUACUGGAGCAGGAAUAGUUGCUGGAAGUUUUGCUGCAAGUGCUAUGUCAGCGACAGCCGCGGCUAAUGGAGGUGCUGUCGCCGCUGGAAGCACAGUAGCUGUUUUACAGUCAGUUGGUGCUGCUGGAUUAGGAAUCGGUACUAAAAUUGGAUUAGGGAGCGUCGGGGUUGGUGUUGCGAGUGGAGUUAUGAAAUUAUUUAAAAAAAAAUGAAGUUCUAUUAUAAAGGCUAAUAAAGUUUUCCUAUUCUGACA